ACGUCUCGUAAAUUAUUCACCUGUACCGAAACUAUUUCCUGAAUCGGGGUGAAUUAUCAGGGUUCCUAUAGGUCCCAUAUGCUAUGGACUUGAAUGCAAACACAUCUGUGAAUCAUCACCACCACUGGCCACUGCCAAUACCACCAGCUCUCGUUAAUUUUUACAUUCAACUUUACUGCCUCGUGCCAUUUACAUAUGACAUGUCAGCCCGGGCCAGCUGUGUUUAUAUAUGAAACCCGAAUAAGAGCAAUCUUCAGCUUGUGCAGGAAAGGUUGUAUUCGAGGCUACAAAACCUUCAUCUGUGGUUGUUUUAAAUACACUUGCCAGAGACAGACACAAAUAUUUCUGCCUGUUGAGAACACCGAAACUCAGCUUGAGGAUAUACCCCAAAGACAACGUAACGUUCAAUAUCGCAAUGAGUGCCGAGUCGUCCCAACCACCGCUGGAGGACGAGGACCAUGUUUACUAUGACGGUUUAGUCCGUCGGAUCAAGAGCGGUAACCUUCAACUGAUCGAGGUCAGAAAUGCCCCGGAACUGGAAGCGACGGGCACAAUUAUAGAGAACAUCUGUCACGUCCCAGUUCCAGAAUUGGCCGAUGCUCUCCACUUACCAGAUGAGGAAUUCGAAGCCAGAUACGGUCACCGAAAACCCCAAAAGACAGACGAUAAUGUCGUAUUCACUUGUAGGAUUGGAAACCGAAGUUUGAAGGCACUCAACAUUGCAAGGGAGUUGGGAUACACAAAGGCAAGACAUUACCCUGGUGGAUGGACAGAAUGGGUGAAAAAGAACAAGCUUGCCCUUCCCACAAAAUGAGCCCACCUUAACUCAGUCAUCGAAUUGAUGUGUUCAUUGCAUUUUAUAAUAUAUUUGAAUGCAAAUCUAAUUAACGAUUUCCCUUAAUUAAUUCAAAAACCUGUAGAAUUAUGAAAUAAGACACUGAACCAAACAGGUGAUUCAGGCUAGUGUGAAACUCACAAGUAAAAUAAGGAUAAAUUUGCUUGUCAAUUUUGAAACCCUACAUCAACUAUGUCGGGAAGCUACAAUCAUUCAAAGCGUUUUAUGAAUAAACGUAUCGUGUCAAGGUUGAAUACAUGAAAUGUGUGCAUAAAGUUGAACAGAGCCAAGCUGAUAGAUUUAUGUAGCAAAGUUUAAUUAAUUCGAAGGCCAUUCACUGAUUUUUCACUUCAUUGAUUUCAUAGUUCUAGUCAUUAAAAUGACAAACUUAAGUAGUCAAUGUUUACGA
Molecule: messenger RNA, 1244 nt
Organism: Acanthaster planci (crown-of-thorns starfish)
Lineage: Eukaryota; Metazoa; Echinodermata; Asteroidea; Valvatida; Acanthasteridae
Product: thiosulfate:glutathione sulfurtransferase-like
Molecular function (GO): thiosulfate-cyanide sulfurtransferase activity
Source: RefSeq, a predicted model, not a curated record